ACCUUGUAAUUUGUGGCUUAUUCUGUGAAAUUUUUGAUCCAAAAUGGGGUUUGUGAUGGGGGUUUUUGUUUUUGGGUCGAAUUUUGAGGUAGGAUGUUGUUGAAUCGUUCGUUAGUUAGCUAUACUGGAUGAGAUUUUAGAUUCGGGAGGUUUCUCUGGAGUAAUUUGAAUCUUUGGAAUGUGUAUUUUGAUGUGUAAUUAAGUAUGAUUUGGGGGCGAUUGUUUAGUUACUCACUGAGCUUCAAGUGCAGAGCAAUUAUAACAGUUGGUGGCGUCCUAAGAUUGUGAGGAGAUAGUUGGAUUAUGCCGGUUUGUUCUUCACGAGUUUCAUGCUGAAGUUUGUGCAAUUUGCGUGUCUCUGCAGAUAAUGGUCUGUGUUUCCUUAGAUUCUGGUGGUUGCUUUUCUGAGCUCAAACUGUCAGGUGCUUCGUGUUAACAGUGUUGUUCAUAUUCCUGAACUAAGAUAGUUGGUGGAUCUAAGUACAAAUGGGAGUAUAUCUUAGCACUCCAAAGACCGAAAAGUUCUCAGAGGAUGGUGAGAAUGACAGACUGAGGUUUGGCCUCUCUUGCAUGCAGGGAUGGCGCGCAAAUAUGGAGGAUGCUCAUGCGGCAUUGCCAGAUCUUGAUGAGUCUACAUCAUUCUUUGGUGUUUAUGAUGGCCAUGGAGGAAAGGUGGUUGCUAAGUUCUGCGCAAAAUAUCUACACACUCAGGUCCUCAAGAAUGAAGCCUACUCGGCUGGUGAUUUAGCUACUUCUGUUCAGAAAGCUUUCUUCAGAAUGGAUGAGAUGAUGAGGGGGCAGAGGGGUUGGAGGGAACUAGCCGUAUUGGGAGAUAAGAUAAACAAGUUUACUGGUAUGAUCGAAGGUUUGAUAUGGUCUCCGAGGGGUGGUGAUUCAAGUGAGGCGGAAGAUAACUGGGCCUUUGAGGAGGGGCCGCACUCUGAUUUCUCUGGGCCAACGUCGGGAAGCACUGCUUGUGUGGCAAUUAUAAGAAAUAACCAACUUGUUGUUGCAAAUGCUGGGGAUUCGCGCUGUGUUAUCUCAAGGAAGGGUCAGGCAUACGAUUUGUCAAAAGAUCACAAGCCGGAACACGAGGUAGAAAGGGAGAGGAUAGUAAAAGCAGGGGGAUUCAUCUACGCAGGACGAGUCAAUGGAAGUUUAAACCUGGCAAGAGCCAUAGGAGAUAUGGAAUUCAAACAGAACAAGUUUUUACCGGCAGAGAAACAGAUUGUUACAGCCAAACCUGAUAUAACCAUUGUGGACCUUUGCGAGGAUGAUGACUUUAUUGUUAUCGCAUGCGAUGGCAUUUGGGAUUGCCUGUCUAGUCAGCAAUUAGUGGAUUUUGUCCGUGAGCAUAUAAAUACGGAGAGCUGCCUCUCUGCUGUGUGCGAGAGAGUACUCGACAGGUGCUUGGCGCCGUCGACGAUUGGCGGGGAGGGGUGCGAUAAUAUGACUAUGAUAUUGGUGCAAUUUAAAAAACCAACCGACUCGACCUCUGCCUCUGCUGCCGCAGAGCAGUCGAAGCAGACCGAGCCUGACGUUCAGAUCAAUGAACAACACGAGUAGAACGGCUCCUCAAAGCAUCACGUAGAAAAGCACGCCGGUAGAAGCAUAUCUUAAGGAAAUGGGAAGAAGAUCGAAUGUAUAUACUACAAUGUUCAAUCUGUCUCUCUGAUUCGAGAUUCGUUGUCAGGCUUCUCUUUUUUCUUUUCCUUUUUUUAAUUUUUGUUUCUCUUUCUCAAGUCUCAGAUAAACUUCGUCAGGUAUGCUAUUUCGAUCCAUGUCGACACGACUCCUGUGGUUGUCUUGUUUGCGCAUUGUUUUUAGUUUGUCUGUAACAGUAAAAUACAAUACCAUUUGUAAGAGAUCUCUUUGCUUCUUGAAGUAGAAAAAGAAAGUGGAGAUUCUUCAUCUUCUUGAUGCCCUA
This is a messenger RNA of Ananas comosus (pineapple), 1927 nucleotides long. Its product is annotated as probable protein phosphatase 2C 11. The record is from RefSeq and is a predicted model, not a curated record. Gene Ontology annotation, molecular function: protein serine/threonine phosphatase activity; cation binding. Gene Ontology annotation, biological process: protein dephosphorylation. Lineage: Eukaryota; Viridiplantae; Streptophyta; Magnoliopsida; Poales; Bromeliaceae. The transcript has 15 exons. Bases 487 to 1566 code for a protein of 359 amino acids.